AUGAGGGCUUCCUCGGAAAUCGGCCUGUCCGAUUAUACAAAUGCGCCAAGAGAUAACUGGCCUUGGGGUUGCGGAGUUUCCGACGUGAAGUUGGAAAACGAUAAGACAUGCGGAGUAUCUCAACCUCAACAUCCAACUUCCUGUUCCAAAGGACACACCGUUGAGAUGACCAGGAGUGUUGUACACAAAGCCUUUGAAUCUCUGUCAGAAAACACAGGAUACAUUGCAGCCCUCAUUUUCUCCAGCUAUAUCUUCUACCACCUCAUCUACCAGCCUUUACUGGCCACUCCCCUGCGAAGGAUCCCAGGUCCAAAGGCUUUUGCUGCAACCAAGUGGCGACUGGCGCUUGCCGACUAUCAUGGAGUCAGAACUCAAUGCAUUAACUCUAUCCACCAGAGAUAUGGAACCGUAGCGCGCAUCGGUACAAAAGAGGUGUCAUUUUCCUCUCUUUCCGCGUUGCGAACGAUCUAUGGUGCAGGAUCGGGAUUUGAGAGAACAGAUUUCUACAGAAUGUUUGACGUCUAUGGACGACAAAACCUGUUUUCCUUUGCUGGCACAAAGCAACAUGCCGAGAGAAAGAAGUUACUCGCCCAUGCUUACUCCAAAAGCGUGGUAUUGUCACCCAACGCGAUUGCAAAGCCCUUGAUAGAGAAGAAUGUGAAGAGCUACUUGGAUCUGUUAGAAGGGGAGAAAGAUGUGGCCGAGGGAAUAUUCCAAAGCCUUCAUUGGUUUAGUCUCGACAGUAUUACCGGCUUUCUUUACGGAGAUCAGCACGGGGGAACUCAUGCGCUCAGAGGAAAUGACUUAGACAGAAGAAUGCUGAGCGACAUUAUCGACCCUAGUCGACGAAAGCUAAGCUGGUAUGCGGUACACUUGAAGAAAUAUACAAAGUGGCUCUAUACACGGACGGGAGCCAUGGAGAAAGCUAUCACGAAAUUGGGGCUACUGCCUAUGCAAAAGCCUGCAACCUAUACGGGCAUUCGCGCAUAUGCGCUCCAAUCCUGGACCGGUUUUGAGACUGCUGCAACGGAAAAAGACUCGGAGCAGGAUUUGGCUAUCAUCGAUAAGUUGUGGCGGCACAGCAAAUCCGGCAAAGGUAUUCGCCUCGAUGGUCUUGAUAUGGCCUCCGAAUUAGCCGAUCAUCUAUUAGCCGGCAUUGAUACGACAAGCGAUACUUUGAUGUUCGCGAUAUGGGCUCUUUCUCGUCCUGAGAAUAAGAUCUAUCAGGAGAUAUUGAUAAAAGAACUUGACACAAUUCUUAACACGGAUUGCAACCAAGACGGUAAUCCGCUUGCCGAAGUCGCAGACCGAUUGCCUUACCUUGAUGCUGUUCUCAAAGAAACGCUUCGGUUAUAUGCCCCCCUACCAGCAUCCGAGCCACGAUCAAUGUCGGUUGAUACGACAAUUGACGGUUAUCUCAUCCCAGCCGGAACGGUUGUGAGCAUGUCACCGUAUACACUUCAUCGAAAUCCUGACGUAUUCUCGGAGCCUUUGAAGUUCAACCCUGAGAGGUGGCUCGGUCAUUGCGCAGAUCUUGCAGAGAUGAAAAAAUGGUUCUGGGCGUUCUCUAGUGGAGGUCGCAUGUGCAUUGGCUUGCAUCUUGCCAUGGCGGAAAUGACAACAUUGCUUGCUGCUAUCUACAGAAAGUACACUACUAGUGGGUAUGAGAAGCAGAAAGGUGUGAGUCCUGGGAUUACAAGCCGGUUUGAGGUCUUCUAUGAUGAGACUUUCCCCAGAUUUGAGUCUUUGUUUAAGGAACACGAAUGUUGGAUCAGUUUCAGAAACCGCGAGAAUUCCAUAGUCGAUUGA
Messenger RNA from Penicillium antarcticum, 1809 nucleotides. RefSeq names its product cytochrome P450. Lineage: Eukaryota; Fungi; Ascomycota; Eurotiomycetes; Eurotiales; Aspergillaceae. Bases 1 to 1809 code for a protein of 602 amino acids. The record is from RefSeq and is a predicted model, not a curated record. The transcript has 4 exons. Gene Ontology annotation, molecular function: monooxygenase activity; iron ion binding; heme binding.